AUUUGGUUUAACUUUUAACAAACGUCUGUUCAUCACCUCGUGUUAUUCUUCUACUAAAAAUAACACCAAAGUCUCAGACAUCAGAGAGAGGAACGGUUUGCGUCUGAUCCCGUAGGUGCUAAGCACUGGAAAGCUACGAUGCAACAAAGCUAGCUGCUGCAACCUUUGGAUCUUAACGCUCUCUGGAUUAAGAAAGUUGUAGAUCAGCAGAGUUACAUGGUAUGCUGCCCAGUCGACAUGAAUAAGACAUUGCCUCCACCAGCAUCAGGAGCUAGUUCGGAUGAUGCCAUCAACUUGGGCUAUGUCAUCUCUGCUGCUGUAGUUUGUGCAGUUGCUAUGAUGGUUGCCUUAGUAACAGUUGUUUAUCGCUACUUGCGCCAUAGGGGAUCAGGAGAGAUAUGGUUUUCCAAGGUGAGUUUUUACUGAUGCUAGUGUUUGCCAAACACUAUCUCUUCAAUCUGUCAAGCCUGCUUGUUUAUCUACCUGCCCAACUGUCGAUCUUUUCACCCAUCCAUCUGUCCGCCUGGCCUGCCAUUCAUGAUUCAUCCACCAAUCCUUCUGUUUGUCCGUAUAUUUUUGUAUUAGUCAUGAACUUUAUUGAUACAUACCUAGUCAUUAUAGACGUGAUCUCCUUCAAAGCUACUCUUACCUCUUUCUUGAUAAGACACACACAAGGUCAGUGGCUGUUAAUAUUUCAAAAUGGUAUCCAGUCAGUUACCCAUUUAGCUCCCACCUUGUUUGACAUCCAUGUAGCUCACACCUUGUGUGACAUAUACAUGUAGCUAACACCUUGCAUGACAUAUCCAUGUAGCUUACCCCUUGCGUGACAUAUCCAUGUAGCUCACACCUUGCGUGACAUAUCCAUGUAGCUUACACCUUGCAUGACAUAUACAUGUAGCUAACACCUUGUGUGACAUAUCCAUGUAGCUAACACCUUGUGUGACAUAUCCAUGUAGCUCACACCUUAUGUGACAUAUCCAUUUAGCUCACACCUUGUGUGACAUAUCCAUGUAGCUCACACCUUGCGUGACAUAUCCAUGUAGCUUACACCUUGCGUGAUAUAUCCAUGUAGCUUACCUCUUGUUUGACAUUGUCCAUGUAGCUCACACCUUGCGUGACAUAUCCAUGUAGCUCACACCUUGCAUGACAUAUCCAUGUAGCUUACACCUUGCAUGACAUAUCCAUGUAGCUCACACCUUGCACGACAUAUCCAUGUAGCUCACACCUUGCACGACAUAUCCAUGUAGCUCACACCUUGCGUGACAUAUCCAUGUAGCUUACACCUUGCGUGACAUAUCCAUGUAGCUUACCCCUUGUGUGACAUAUCCAUGUAGCUCACACCUUGCGUGACAUAUCCAUGUAGCUCACACCUUGCGUGACAUAUCCAUGUAGCUCACACCUUGCGUGACAUAUCCAUGUAGCUCACACCUUGCGUGACAUAUCCAUGUAGCUCAAACCUUGCAUGACAUAUCCAUGUAGCUCACACCUUGCAUGACAUAUCCAUGUAGCUUACCCCUUGCGUGACAUAUCCAUGUAGCUUACCCCUUGCAUGACAUAUCCAUGUAGCUCACACCUUGCGUGACAUAUCCAUGUAGCUUACACCUUGCAUGACAUAUCCAUGUAGCUCACACCUUGUGUGACAUAUCCAUGUAGCUCACACCUUGCGUGACAUAUCCAUGUAGCUUACACCUUGCAUGACAUAUCCAUGUAGCUCACACCUUGUGUGACAUAUCCAUGUAGCUCACACCUUGUGUGACAUAUCCAUGUAGCUCACAGCUUGCGUGACAUAUCCAUGUAGCUUACACCUUGUGUGACAUAUCUAUGUAGCUCACACCUUGCGUGACAUAGUGGCUGUUAAUACUGUAAAAUGGUAUCCCCAUCAGGUAUCCAUGUAGCUCAUGCGCCUUGCGUGACAUAGAGUGGCUGAGAAUACUAUAGAAUAGUGCCCCAUCAGAUAUCCAUGUAGAAUGUGAAGACCUUCUGUAAUUCUAUGUAUUCUUGCCUCAUGUGGUUGUAACUUACCAUUUUUAUUCACUGCCUUUUUAGUUGUACUGUAAGGCUAGAGGCCUACUAGCAGGAUCAAAAUAGGAGCGAUGAUCUUUAUUAUUCCAAGUAAAAAAUGUUUAUCUGAAAGAUGAGCAGGAAAAAAAGUAGGAGCGAUGAUCUAUAUUAUUCCAAGUAAAUAAUGUUUAUCUGACAGAUGUUAGAAUAAAAAACACACGAAAAUAACGAGUUUUAGAAUCCAUCUUGAGAAAAUGAUGCCAAUCCUUACCGGAAUUUGAUCUUCAAAAUGCGGGAAAGUGUUUAUUAAAUAAUUGCGUGCAAAAUAUGUGCAUUUCAAUGUUCAAUUACCAGGAAAUAAUUAGAUUAUGGGUAACUCUGGACAAAUGUAUGUAGUGUUUUUCUAAAUGUCCUUUGUGUAUUGUAGCAUUUAAUUAUGUCUCGCUUCCUAUUUGUCCUAUUUGCAUACUACUCAUACAAUGUAGGCUGAAACUUUAUGUCUUAUUUGCUCCUCCGUGCUCCGAUCACUUUGCGUACGCGAAGGUAAUUCAGAGUCUGUGGUUCACAGCUACUAUGAAAGCUAAUCCUCAAGUUCGAUUGCAACAGAGGCCGGGGUUGUCUUCUCCAUAUUUGUCCAUGGCUCGACAUUGUUUUUAGUUCUACAUCCGGGAACACUACUCGUCCAUGUGCGAUGACAACCAGAAACAAGACAACUUUAUUAUCGGCUUCGCUAAUCCCAUGAUGGAGAACACUGAGCAGACUGAUGGCAACAACGCGGGCGUCCAAGUACUCAGUUAUCGACCUCUGAGCACAGAAGGAGGCAGAGCGACCAACGAUAACAGCCUGGUUCACAAGUUUCUGUUCCCUCGGGACAAACUCGUGUUCGGAUCUGUGCUUGGUUCGGGAUGGUUCGGCAAGGUGUACGUAGGCGAAGCUCAUCGUUUCACACCCGGUGUGCGCAAGACCAAAGUCAUUAUCAAGAAACUGGACGCCGAAGCAGAUUCUCGCAUGAGGCUUCGCUUCAUCGACGAAAUUGAAACUUUCAGGCGGGUCAAGCACACAAAUGUACUGAGAGUCCUCGGGGUAGCGACGGAGGCUGCUCCGUACCUCGUCAUCUUUCACUACACUCCUUUUGGAGACCUCAAGAAGUUCCUCCUCACACAUCGUAGCGGAAGAACAUCAUUUAUCGAACGUGGGUUAGCGUUGAAGAUUUCCAUGGACAUAGCAUCGGGACUAUCUUGUCUUCACGCUAAUAGCAUUUACCACAGCGACCUUGCUGCGAGAAACUGCAUCGUGGCGUCAGAUCUCUCUGUGAAAAUAGGAGACUUUGGCAUAAGUCGAUCGCUUUACAAGGAGGAUUACUACAAGAUACCCAACUCGCCUGAGUCCGUUCCACUGCGCUGGCUCGCUCCCGACAGCACGCAGUAUAACCCGGACAGCGGACUCACCGUCAACCCGCCAUCUGAAAUGGGCAAUGUCUGGUCUUUUGGCGUCACUCUAUGGGAGGUGGUUGAGUUUGGCCGAUUGCCGUAUGAAGAUUUAACAGACGAUGACGUCAUACAGACUGUUCUUGUGGACCAAUUGUAUCAGCUGCCAGAACCGAAGCAGACUGGUAGAGCACAGACAUUAUUAUAUGAGGUCAUGAGAAAAUGCUGGGCAGAUCCAAACAAACGUCUCACUAUUCGAAAUGUAGAAACAGUAAUCACUUCUCUGAUGUCCCAAGAACUAGGCCCUCGUGUGCAUCAAAUACAGGACAAGUCAACAUUAAGCUAUACAAGCCUUGCAAAACAAAAAGGUCAAGGACCAUCUAUAAGUGAUGGUAACACUACUGACGUUAAAUUUCACGCCCCAAAUAACUGGGCUCAUUUUGAUGGUUUAGAAUCUACGGGAAAGGACAUUCCUCAGUGUAACUCAAUCAUAGACAAUAAUUCCCUUCCUACGGAUAUACAAGUAACUGAAAUACAUGACUGUAACACUAUGGCUGGUGACAAACAUAACUUCUCUACAUCAGAUGAGACCUUACAUUGCAUCACAACAUCAGAUGACACCAUACCUAUCACAGAUAUUGGUUUGAGUUAUGACACUGCCAAUCAACCUGACAUGGAAUCAACCAAUGACGUGACAUCAGCUAAAGUUGUGCCGCAACCUCCUGUGACAUAUAAUGGCGAGGGGAAAGGAGAAGAAGAGAUAAUUGAGUGGGACCACUCAGAGUUUCAGCCUAGUGUAGAAGGAGGAAAGAUUCUGGAGGUGAAAUAUGACUCAGAUGGCUCAACCCCAAGUGUUAUUAUAGAGAGCCAGCCUACAGGGUAUGUGGUAAUGCCAGGCGAGGUCAUCAGAAGGAAAAGCUCACUACGGAGAGCUGGUGCUAAGUCUGAAGGAAAAUCUGUCCAUUACCCUAUGAAUAUUCUGGACCUUCGAGUCAUCUACCGGUAUCACAAAGAGGAAGAAGAGGAGGAGGAGGAUGCAGGAACGGACGAGACUGUUGCCAUGGCUACAUCAGAGGAUGGGCCAAUCACAGGCCAGGGAACUGACACUGAUCAGCACAUAAUUCAGACUAGCUUAGAAACUCAAGGUAGCGAUAUUACCUUGCCAAGGUUUCGAUCUGUCAAGGACUCAAAGUUAUUGUUGGCGCUCCCACCGCUCGAUGGCCCAUCCACAAGUACUGAGAGUGAGCAAAACCCUGUAAGUCCGACCCUGAAGGGUCCUACCUCUCCUGUAGAGAAAAAGAUAAAAAGGGCAUCUCGCGGCGCAAAGUUCAACGAUAAGGAGGGAGAAUGGCUUAUUAGUAUCGACCGAAUCGCAAAGAAAACAUAGGCGUGUCGAUAUGAGAAGUUAUUUUCUAUCCUCGCUUUGAACAUAUUGCCUGAGAUAUUUCCUUACAUUAGGUGUUUUUACCCUAGUUUCAGAGCCUGAAAUGCUCGGUUCUAACUAAUCUUAUUACGGCGCUAAAGAGUGUAUUGUCUCUGGAACUAGGUUAACGGCCUUGUGUUAUCGUGAUUGAAAAGUGUUUUCGUAUUUUGUAACUGUUGUGCCCAGAGUCCCCUUAACAUGAAGAAUUUCUGUCAUUUUGUGCUCCCUAGUCUUUCUCGCAUGAUGUACAUGAGG
Molecule: messenger RNA, 5106 nt
Organism: Nematostella vectensis (starlet sea anemone)
Lineage: Eukaryota; Metazoa; Cnidaria; Anthozoa; Actiniaria; Edwardsiidae
Product: serine/threonine-protein kinase Nek1
Exons: 13
Coding region: 2686-4815 (709 amino acids)
Biological process (GO): protein phosphorylation
Molecular function (GO): ATP binding; protein kinase activity
Source: RefSeq, a predicted model, not a curated record